AUGUCGCGGAAGGACCUGAGCAGUGAGCAGGCGGUUCGGGUGGGCUUAGACGAGAACCUCAACAUGUUUAUUGUGAUGGAGCUUUCGGCGAGACCGACUCGGCUCUCGAUCGCCGGACGUUCAAGCAUCAUCGACCCUUCACAUGAGCAGCUCCGCACUGGACGGAUGUCUCAAAGCGAGUCUGUUGUCGACAGAUGGGAGCCGGCAGUUUGUCGCGCGUCUGAAAUGCUAAAAGUGGCCUAG
Penicillium diatomitis is the source of this 243-nucleotide messenger RNA. RefSeq lists its product as uncharacterized. The coding region runs from base 1 to 243 and encodes 80 amino acids. The record is from RefSeq and is a predicted model, not a curated record. The transcript has a single exon. NCBI's taxonomy places the organism in Eukaryota, Fungi, Ascomycota, Eurotiomycetes, Eurotiales, Aspergillaceae.